Molecule: messenger RNA, 4710 nt
Organism: Rubroshorea leprosula
Lineage: Eukaryota; Viridiplantae; Streptophyta; Magnoliopsida; Malvales; Dipterocarpaceae
Source: the annotation of a GenBank genome assembly
CCUCAUAUUGUAUUCCUUCGCUUCGGGCUCGCUGAAACUAACCUGGCAUCUCGAUCCAUCCUCUUUGAAACUUCCUUUUUUUCACAAUUUCAUUUCGUUUCGUUUCUCCCAAGUUGUCUUGUUUACAAAAGCAAGUCCUUUCCCCCCCCUUUUUUUUUUACACCAACUAAAGAAACCUCUAUGUCACCUCUGCCAUUCUCACCAUUUGAUCCAUCAUCUCUGUGAAGCUUCUACUUUUUUUUUCACCAUUUCAUUUUGUUUCGUUUCUUCCAAAUUGUUUUGCCCAUCAUUUCUGAAAAUUUCUUGUCCAAAAAAAAAAGAAAAAGAAAAAAGAACCAGGGUCCUUUCAUAUUCACUUUGAUUCUGUCCAACUAAACGAACCUCUUUAUCUCACUUCUGCUAUUUUCACCACUUCAUUCAUUUGGUGGUUCUUUUACUGUCUCUGUACUCUGUUAUCUGUGUAUUGUUUUGUGUCUGUUUUCCAAUACUAAAAAAAAAAAAAAAAUAGUGGAAAAUGUCGGGCACCGAAUUUGCUGGCAAUGUUGCUGGCAAAGUUGCAGAGAACCUGCUGAUUGAUCGAAUUUUCAAUCCAAUCUGGAACAGAAUAGCUCGUGUGUUCAAAUGGAAGACUAAUUUAAAGGAUCUGGAGAGAGAAGUUAAGAAGCUGGUCGCUGAAAGAGAUAGUGUGCUGCAAGUUAUGGGAGAUGGUGAGAGAAGAGGGGAAGAGGCUGUGCUGAAGGUCAAGAUUUGGCUGACUGAAGCAGAGAAGUACAUUGGAGGGAUGAACUUAAAGGAUGAUGAAGACAAAGCCGGGAAGAAAUUUGGGGAAGCUGCUGACAAAAGAGGGAAAGAAGUCAUGCCGAAUGACAAUAAGAGGCUGAAUGCUGCAUACGAGUUCUUUAAAGAGAAGCAGGAGUUAAAGGAUGACGAAGAGAAGGCUAAGAAGAAGUGUUUGGCUGGGAUGUGUUGCAAUCCCAGGGCACGUUACCAAAUCAGCAAGAAAGUAGAGGAGUAUUUGUUGACUGUUACUCAACUCCUACAAGAAGCUCACAACUUCAAGAUCCCAGUUUCCUACUGUCCUCCAAAUCCUACAGCACCAGUUAAUAAAGGUUUUGAGGACUUUGAGUCAAGAACGCCUGAUUUGGACCGUAUUAUGGAGGCCUUGAGAAGGGCUGGCACUGAUAAGAUAGGUGUUUAUGGGAUGCCUGGUGUUGGAAAGACCAUGUUAGCCAAAGAAGUUGCCAGACGAGCUGAGGAAGCCCACUUAUUUGAUUCAGUUGUAUUCGCUUCUGUGACAAGGGAUCAAGACUUGGAAAGAAUUCAUGGAGAAAUUGCUGGCAAGUUAGAUCUACAGCUUCAUGGGAAGAAUAAAUAUGAGAGAGCAAAGCAACUAAAGGAUUAUCUGAAGAAAAAGAAGAGGAUUCUUGUGAUUUUAGAUGACAUGUGGUCGAGGCUAGAUUUGGAUGAACUUGGAAUUCCUUUUGAAGAAAAAAAGAAUGAGGCAAGUUCGAUGGGUGAAGAACAGAUGCAAUGCAGGAUUCUCUGCACAUCUAGAGAUCUCAAUGUCUUACAACGUGACAUGCAUACUAAUCAAAAUUUUUAUGUUCAACCAUUACGAGAUGAUGAAGCAUGGGAGCUUUUGAAGAAGAUAGUUGGCGAUAAAUGUGAAAAUUCUGACCUUCGGCAUACGGCAAGGGAGAUUGCCAAAGAAUGUUCUGGGCUCCCCCUAGCCAUUCAAACUCUUGGCAACGCUUUAAAAGAUAAGGAACAUUAUGAAUGGAGGGAUGCGCUGCUACAACUGAAAAAUGCCUCUUCAGAGAACUUCAUGGGGAUCCAUGCAAAUGUUUUUUCUGCAAUUGAAUUGAGUUACAACUAUUUAGAAGGAGAACAAUUAAAGCAAACUUUCUUGCUUUGUAGUUUGCUUGGACAGAAUGCUUAUGUAGAUGACUUGCUAACAUAUGGCAUUGGUUUGGGCUUAUUUCAGAAUGUCAACACAAUCGGACAAGCACGAGACAGGGUACUAACAUUGGUUAGUAAACUAAAAUCUUGUUCUUUGUUGCUUGAUGAUUGUAGUGGUACUCACUUGAAUAUGCAUGAUAUUGUUCUUGGUGUCGCGAUAUCAAUUGCCUCAAGGGACUACCAUGUGUUAUCAUUAAUAAAUGACAAUGUACCCAAAAACUGGUGGGAAAGGGUGGCAAUGGGAGAUAUCAAAUGGAUUAGUCUACAACAUGAUAAUGUUGGUGAGCUCCCUAAUGAGUUGUAUUGUCCACAACUUAAAUUAUUUUCUUUACGUAGCAAGGAUCCUUCUGUGAAAAUUCCAGAAAACUUUUUUCAGGGAAUGCCAAAUCUCAGAGUCUUGAAUUUCACUGAGGUGCAUUUGUCAUCCUUGCCUUCUUCAAUUUGCCUCCUAAAACAUCUUCAUACAUUACAUAUUAGUGAAAGUAUUCUAGAAAACAUAGCUUUCAUUGGAGAGCUUAUGAGUUUGGAGGCCCUAAGCCUUUCAGGAUGUGAUCUUGAAGAGCUACCAAUGCAGAUUGGGCAGCUAACCCAGCUGAAGUUGUUAAAUUUGAGUGAUUGUACCAAACUCAAAUUGAUUCCACCACUUGUCAUAGCAAGUUUAUCCAAACUUGAAGCUCUGCACCUGAGAAACAGCUUCAAUCAAUGGGACACUGGAAAUCAAAGAAAUGCUAGCCUUGUCGAGUUGAAGAAGUUACAUAACCUAGCUGCUCUAGAUUUGCAUGCAUGUGAUGACCAGCUUGUUUCAGAAGAUUUGUUCUCUAAAAGAUUGGAAAGAUACAGGAUCUUCAUUGGAGAUGUGUGGAACCGUUGGGACAGUUCAUUCAGAAGCUCAAAAAUAUUGAAACUAGAGUUGAACACAAGCAUUAGUUAUGAACAUUCUAUUUGCAUGUUGAUGAAGAAAACAGAAGAACUACAUCUAGAGAAACUGAAGGGUGUCAAGAAUAUAGUUUCUGAGUUAGAUGCUGAAGGUCUUCAGGAACUGAAGUAUCUUUAUGUCCAAAAUGCUCAUGAGAUUCAGCAUAUCAUUAGCUCAGUGGGACAAAUUCCUUCCCAUGCAUUUUCCUCCUUAGAAGUACUAUAUCUUCGAAAUUUAAAGAAUAUGGUGAAGAUAUGUCAUGGUCGACUUGGAGAAACAUCUUUCAAAAGAUUAAGAACUAUAACGGUUGAAAGUUGUGGGCAGCUCAUAAGUUUGUUCCCGUUCUCCAUAGCUAGACGGCUUCUCAAACUUGAAGAAAUUAGAGUAACAGAUUGCAGUAACAUGUUAGAGUUUGUUAAAGAGGAGAGGCAAGGUGCCACUAAUGAUAUUGCAGAAGAAGAUCAAAAUUUUGAACUAGCCCAGCUACGGUCCUUGAAAUUGCAGUAUUUGCCAAAGUUCAUUAGAUUAUGCCAUGAAAAUGAGGAAGCAAAUGAUUCAAGUUCCAGGCCUGCACCACUUUUCAAUUCCAAGAUUCUCUUUCCAAAACUGGAGGAGUUGAAUUUAUGCUUGCUUAACAUUGAAAGUAUAUGGAGCAGUCAGCUUUCGACAAAAUCUUCUUGUAUCCACACUCUGACAAAGUUGAUUGUUGAGGCCUGUGAUCAUUUGGAGCACUUAUUUUCAUCCUCUAUGGCUAAAUGUCUUGUGCAGCUCACAUACCUUGAAAUUAAAAAAUGCAAAAGGAUGAGAGAGAUAAUUGCACCAGAGAAUGCAGAAGAAAUGGAGGAUUUGAUUUCUUUUCCUAAGUUAAACAUCCUGUGUAUAAAUGAUCUUCAUAGGCUUAGCAGAUUUUGCUCUGGAAACUAUAGUAUUGGAUUCACAACUUUGAAGGAAUUGUAUAUAAAAAAUUGCCCAGAAUUAAUGGGGUUCAUGGUCAAUACGGGCACAGAUGUUACGGAUGGACUGCAACCCCUCUUUAAUGAAAAGGUUGCGUUUCCCAGCUUGGAACAAUUGGAAAUCCGUGGCUUGAAGAAGUUGAGGAUCAUAUGGCACCACCAACUCCCUGCAGAUUCAUUAUUGACAUCAGUGGAAAAUUUGUGGGUAAUAGCUUGUGGGAGUCUAGAAGAGAUAUUUGAACUUGGAGAAUUGAAUAUGGAAGAGUCACGUGCUGUGGUAAGCACUAUGUUAGGAAAAUUGGUUAUGGCAAGUUUACCAAGGUUGAAGUAUUUGUGGAGCAAGAAUCCCAGCGGAAUUCUCACUUUGCGGAACUUGCAGACUGUGGUAGCUUUUCGUUGUCAGAACCUUCAAAAUAUGUUCCCAGCUUCUGUGGCAUUGGGGCUUCAGCAACUUGAAGUUUUGAAGAUACGAGGUUGCUUGAUGAUGAAGGAAGUUGUAGCGUUGGAAGAAGGAGAUGAAGCAGUUCCUAGGUUUGUGUUUUCUCGUUUAUCUUCUCUGAAGCUGUUUGUUCUACCAAGACUCAAAUAUUUCUAUCCUCAGAAACACGUAAUGGAGAGCCCCAUGUUAAAAGAUUUCUAUUUAGAUCUACGGAACUCUUUUAAAGAAACAGAAGGAGAGAGGCUUGGCAAAUUUCCAGUUCAACUACCGCUUUUCUCUAUAAAAAAGGUAUGACCCGCAGUUACAAAACAAUUUUGUAGUAACUUUUUUUUUGUUCUUUUUGGCUUUUGCUUCCGAGUUCUGGUUAGAUCUAUUAUCUAUCCGUUGUCAAAACAAAAUUUAACAGCUGUUGUUCAUAAGGAGAAUAAUUCGCUAUAAGCAAU